CCUUUUCUUCUCUCUUCUGUCAUUUUGCCUCGCCCUCUCUCUCUCUCCGUGCAAACCGCCGACGCCGCCGUCUCUUUCCGUGAAGUAAUGUCGUCGAGAGGAGUAAUCAGCGACAAGUGGUCGCUGAGGAUUCUCUGGGGUUGUGCAAUUGGAACUGCAAUCAGUUUGUACAUGGUUGCUGUAGAAAGGCAAACGCAGAACAGAAAUCGUGCUUUGGCUGAGAGUUUGGAAGCUGCUGAAGCACAGGGUGACAAUGGCAGUGUCUGAAUAUGGAAGGGCUUUGGUCUCAUAUCAGUUGAGUUUUCUUGUAAUACCAUCUGUUGCAAGAUUGCGUUGAAUCUCUUGUCAUGUGAUAUCCAUGAACCCUAUUUCCAUGCGCAUUUUCCGCAAGACGAUCUGCAUUUUAGGAUUUCCGUGUGGCGACUCUCUUAGAUCAGAUAUGUACCCAAUAAAACUUGCCAGUGAUCUUUCACUCGAAAUGUACUAGCAUUAUCAA
This is a messenger RNA of Tarenaya hassleriana, 496 nucleotides long. RefSeq lists its product as uncharacterized. The coding region runs from base 88 to 267 and encodes 59 amino acids. The transcript is spliced from 3 exons. NCBI's taxonomy places the organism in Eukaryota, Viridiplantae, Streptophyta, Magnoliopsida, Brassicales, Cleomaceae. The record is from RefSeq and is a predicted model, not a curated record.